Molecule: messenger RNA, 877 nt
Organism: Cajanus cajan (pigeon pea)
Lineage: Eukaryota; Viridiplantae; Streptophyta; Magnoliopsida; Fabales; Fabaceae
Product: kinesin-like protein KIN-14I
Biological process (GO): microtubule-based movement
Cellular component (GO): microtubule cytoskeleton
Molecular function (GO): ATP binding; microtubule motor activity; microtubule binding
Source: RefSeq, a predicted model, not a curated record
UUCAUCAGGAAGUAUUAGGGUGUACUGUCGAGUAAGACCCUUCUUUCCUGGACAAUCAAACCAUUUAAGCGCAGUGGAAAGUAUAGACGAUGGAAUUAUCACAGUUAAUAUUCCUUCAAAGAAUGGGAAGGGACACAGGUCCUUCAAUUUUAACAAAGUCUUUGGACCAUCCGCAACUCAAGCCGAGGUCUUCCUAGAUAUGCAGCCACUCAUUAGAUCUGUUCUUGAUGGUUAUAAUGUUUGCAUAUUUGCUUAUGGCCAAACAGGAUCUAGAAAAACUCACACUAUGACUGGACCAAAAGAGAUCACAGAGAAAAGUCAGGGUGUAAAUUACAGGGCUCUUGGCGAUUUGUUUCAUAUAGCAGAUCAAAGAAAAGACAUUUUCCACUAUGACGUUUAUGUUCAAAUGAUUGAGAUUUACAAUGAGCAAGUCAGGGAUCUUCUAGUCACUGAUGGAACAAAAAAAAGAUAUCCUUUUACCAGUUAUUUGAUUCUCUAUUGGUUUUUUAUAACCUCAAAACAACAUUGGCAAGAAAAGAAGGAGAAUCAGAUUAUUCUUUAUCCAGCAGCUCUGAGAAAUACAGGACAAAGGCCAGUGAACUAUCACCUUAUCCUGACAGUGGGAAUCAGCUUGGAUACCGACGACCAAUGGUUGAGGUUGGCAACAUUGAAAGCGAGAACUACAUGAUAUUGGACAAGCAUUGAUUAUAUGUUACUAUCGAGUUAAUGUCAAAUAAAUAAAUGUAAUAUAUGUUAAGUUUAUUUACAUUUCCUUUUUUUUUUAUUUGAGUCUAAGACUAGGAUAUGAAUGGUAAUGGAUAAGCAUUGAUUAUGUUUAGAUAUAUGUAACUAUUAUUGCAACAAACUAAAUGUAAUA